Molecule: messenger RNA, 939 nt
Organism: Phyllostomus hastatus (greater spear-nosed bat)
Lineage: Eukaryota; Metazoa; Chordata; Mammalia; Chiroptera; Phyllostomidae
Product: olfactory receptor 4L1-like
Exons: 1
Coding region: 1-939 (312 amino acids)
Biological process (GO): G protein-coupled receptor signaling pathway
Cellular component (GO): membrane
Molecular function (GO): olfactory receptor activity; G protein-coupled receptor activity
Source: RefSeq, a predicted model, not a curated record
AUGGAUCUUAAAAAUGAAUCUGUAGUGACUGAGUUUAUUUUACUAGGAUUUUCUGGACAAUGGGAACUUUGUAUAUUCUUCUUUUUAGCAUUCUCCUUAAUCUAUAGUGCUGUUGUGUUGGGAAAUGUUCUCAUUAUGGUUACAGUAACAUUUAGCUCCACCCUUCAUUCUCCCAUGUACUUUCUACUUGGAAACCUCUCUUUUUUGGACAUGUGCCUCUCCACUGUCACCACCCCCAAGAUGAUCACAGGCUUGCUCACUGAACACAAGACCAUCUCCAUAUGGGGCUGCAUGACCCAGAUGUUUUUUAUGCACCUUUUUGGGGGUGCUGAGAUGACUCUUUUGAUAGCCAUGGCCUUUGACAGAUAUGUAGCCAUAUGUAAGCCCCUGCACUACAGGACAAUCAUGAACCACAGGUUGCUUGGUGGGUUUGUGAUACUUUCAUGGAUAAUUGGUUUUGCACACACCAUGAGCCAGAUGUUAUUAUUGGUGAACUUGCCUUUUUGUGGCCCCAAUGUUGUGGAUAAUAUAUUUUGUGACCUUCCCCUUGUGAUUAAGCUUGCUUGUAUAGAAACAUAUGCCCUGGAAUUAUUUGUCAUUGCUAACAGUGGGUUGCUCUCAUUGAUCUGUUUCAUUCUUCUGCUUAUCUCCUACAUGGUCAUCCUGGCCACUGUGUGGCAAAGAUCAUCUGGAGCACUUUCUAAGGCUCUGUCCACAUUGUCUGCACACAUCAUUGUAGUCACUCUGUUCUUUGGACCUUGUAUCUUUAUCUAUGCCUGGCCAUUCAAUAGUUUUGCAGGCAAUAACAUCCUUUCUGUAUUUUACACUGUUAUUACACCCUUACUAAACCCUAUUAUUUACACCCUGAGAAAUCAGAAAAUGCAAGGGGCCAUGAGAAAAUUAUGGUUCCUACUUAUUAGCUCCACACAGAACUUCUAG